Molecule: messenger RNA, 888 nt
Organism: Diplodia corticola
Lineage: Eukaryota; Fungi; Ascomycota; Dothideomycetes; Botryosphaeriales; Botryosphaeriaceae
Product: u1 snrnp splicing complex subunit
Exons: 2
Coding region: 1-888 (295 amino acids)
Biological process (GO): mRNA splice site recognition
Cellular component (GO): U1 snRNP; U2-type prespliceosome
Molecular function (GO): mRNA binding
Source: RefSeq, a predicted model, not a curated record
AUGGCCGCCGAACAGAGGAAGCUGCUCGAGCAGCUCAUGGGCGAGCAGCUCAUGUCGGGCCCCGGCACGCGCGCCCCGCAACUGUCCAUGACCGACCCCAAGGUCUGCCGCUCGUACCUGGUCGGCACCUGUCCGCACGACCUCUUCACCAACACCAAGCAAGAUUUCGGGCCCUGCACCAAGAACCACAGCGAGGCGCUGAAGAACGAAUAUGAGGCCGCCGACGCUGAGCAGAAGCGCCGUUGGGGCUUCGAAUACGACUACCUGCGCGACAUGCAAAAGUACGUCGACGAGUGCAACCGCCGCAUCGACAGCGCCCAGCGCCGCCUGGAAAAGACGCCCGACGAGAUCAGACAGACCAACCUGCUGCUCACCCAGAUCCGCGAUCUGUCCAAGACCAUCGAGAACGGCCUGCUGGAGAUUCAGAUACUGGGCGAGGAGGGCGCCGUCAACCAGGCCGUCACCGAGUUCUUCAAGGUCAAGCAGGCCAAGCAGACCAAGGAGGACCGCGAGCGCGAGCUCAAGGCGCUGUCCGACACUUCGGGCCCGUCAGGCCACCAGAAGCUGCAGGUCUGCGACGUCUGCGGCGCCUACCUCAGUCGUCUCGACAACGAUCGCCGUCUGGCCGACCACUUCUACGGAAAGAUGCAUCUCGGAUAUGCCCAGAUGCGGAAAACAUACGAGACGCUCCAAAAGGAGCUCAAGGGGAAGCCGCCGCCGCAGCGCCACGAUCCCGACGAUGGGUCUCGCGGCGGAAGAGGCGAUCCCGAUGGCGGGUUCGGAGACCGAGGCUAUGGCGGAAGAGGAGGAUACAGAGGCGGCGGCGGAUACGGCCGCGGCGGAGGUGGCGGUUACCGGGGCGGCCGCGGCUAUGGAGGGCGGUGGUGA